Glycine soja is the source of this 1615-nucleotide messenger RNA. RefSeq names its product protein FLX-like 1. The record is from RefSeq and is a predicted model, not a curated record. The coding region runs from base 335 to 1324 and encodes 329 amino acids. The transcript has 4 exons. NCBI's taxonomy places the organism in Eukaryota, Viridiplantae, Streptophyta, Magnoliopsida, Fabales, Fabaceae.
AACGGAGACAAGGAAUGAAUGAACGAACAAAUGAAUGUGCUACUGUAAAAAAAAAUUGUUAAAAAGAAACCAGAAAACUCAAAAGGGCAUUUUGGGAAUUUUUUAAUGCUGGGUGCACAAGCAAUAUGACGGUGCACCCAGCAACACCCCCACCCAUAUCUAUCUCUCCGAGACAGUGCAGGUGCAGAGAACUCUAUUCUCCUCCAUCAACGCAACCACCACCAUCGUGUUUAGGUCAUUCUUCUCUCUUUCCGUACCCUAAAACCGAAAAAAUUGUUCCUUUCACUUUUCUCCUCUCACACACAUUCCCACUUCCCCCUUUUCUUCCACCGUUAUGUCGGGUAGAAACCGCGGACAACCCCUUCCUCCGCCGCACGCGGCGGGAAUAUCGCCGCCGCUCCACGAUCCGCUGUACGGCCCGCGGGCCCACCACCACCACCAUCAUCAUCAUCAUCUAGUGGGCCCCGUCCCGCCCCACCCCCACCACCUUCUAGAAGACUUCCGCGACUCGCAGCUAGGGCUGGGCCCAACGCGCGGCGGGUCCAUCCCAUUGCACCCGGCGGCGGCGAUCAUCGAGGAGCGCCUUGCCGCUCAGCAUCAGGACAUCCAGGGUCUGCUGGGCGACAACCAGCGCCUCGCCGCCACCCACGUUGCCCUCAAGCAGGAGCUCGAGGCCGCCCGCCACGAGCUCCAGCGCGUGGCGCACUUCCGCGAGUCGCUCCGGGCCGAUACCGAGGCCCGCAUGCGCGAGCUCUACGACAAGGCGGCCCAGCUCGAGGCCGAGCUUCGUGGCGCUGAGGCCGCCCGCACCGAGCUCCUCCAGGUCCGCUCCGACGUCAAGGAGCUCACCGCCGUCCGCCAGGACCUGUCCGGACAGGUGCAGGCCAUGACGCAGGACUUGGCCCGCAUGACCGCAGACGCGAAACGGGUUCCGGCGCUGAGGGCUGAUGUUGAGGCCAUGAAACAAGAGUUGCAGUGUGCAAGGGCUGCCAUUGAGUAUGAGAAGAAGGGAUUUGCAGAAAACUAUGAACAUGGUCAAGUGAUGGAGAAGAAAUUGGUUGCGAUGGCUCGGGAGAUGGAGAAGCUUCGUGCGGAGAUUGCCAAUGCAGAGAAAAGAGCACGGGCUGCUGCAGCGGCUGGGAAUCCAGGUCAAGGGUAUAAUGCAAAUUAUGGCACUGCUGAUGUUGGAUAUGCUGGAAAUCCUUACCCUGGCAUUUAUGGCAUGAAUCCAGUACAGCCUGGAGUGGAGAAUUUUCCUCAGUAUGGACCUGGGCCUGCUGCUUGGGGCGCAUAUGACAUGCAGCGAGUUCAAGGACACCGAUAAAUUCCUGUUGAGGAAUCUUAUAACUGGUAUCUUGGGUUGCAACUAUCUAGAUGAUUGAUUCAGGGUUUUAAGAGUUAUCUACUCAUGAACGUCAUGGAAUUUGUCUAUUAGAUGGUCCUUGAAGUUGUACUUAUAUUAAAAAGCUCAUAUGUAGGUUGAUGGUGCAGUAGAUGAUGUUUAUCUACGGUGUCAAAUAAAGGACAUUUUGCUUUAUAUUAUCUUUUUAUUGUGAUGUGGCUGUCAUGCUAAUCUUGCUCUUUAAUUUAUGUCUUCAGCUUGAGUUUUCCUUUA